AUGGGGAACAGUCAGUCUGCCGUGUGCUUCUCAGAUGAAGUGAAUCUAAAGCACUUCCGCCUGCUACGAGUCGUAGGGAAGGGAGCCUUCGGAAAAGUCCGCAUCGUGGAGAGAAAGGAUACUGGCUUGACGUUCGCUCUCAAAUACAUCAGAAAAGAUGAGGUCGUCCGAUCCGAGAGUGUGCGGAACAUCAUCAGAGAGAGGCGGAUGCUGGAGCAUCUGAACUACCAAUUCAUUUGUAAUCUGCGGUAUUCUUUCCAGGAUAUUGAGUACAUGUACCUGGUGGUGGAUUUGAUGAACGGGGGGGACCUGCGCUUCCAUAUUUCGAGGAAGACAUUUACUGAAGAGGCGGUGCGAUUUUGGAUUUCCGAAAUGGGAUGUGCCUUGAAAUAUAUCCACAAGCAGGGAAUCAUACACAGAGAUAUCAAGCCCGACAAUGUUCUUCUGGAUUCCGAAGGUCACAUCCAUCUGGCAGAUUUUAAUGUCGCGUCCGACUUCACACCGGGAAAGCCUCUGACGAGCAAGUCGGGAACAUUGGCCUAUCUCGCACCGGAAGUCUACAAGGGAACCGGGUACUCGUGCGGAGCGGAUUGGUGGUCACUCGGUGUUUUGUUCUACGAGUGCAUCUACAACAAGAGACCCUUUGAAGGCAGCACGCAAAGCACCUUGGCUGUACAAAUUACCAAAGCAAAACCCAAAUUCCCCGUCACAGAUCCUCCCGUAUCGAUGCCAUGCCUGCAUGCCAUAAGUUCGUUUUUGGAGGAGGAUCCGACGCAACGUAUCGGAUCGGCAAGUUUUCACAGCUUCACUGACAACCCAUUCUUCCGAGCUAUAGAUUUCGAAGCAUUGGAGAGGAAGGAGGUCAUGCCUGUAUUUGUCCCUUCGUCCGAGAAGACGAAUUUCGAUGCGACGUACGACCUCGAGGAACUCUUGCUGGAGGAAGCACCACUGGAGGCUCGGGCUCGUCGGCAGAAGCCGAGAGAGGCGCUGAAGGAUGACGCAACCGAAAAGGAGAUUCGGGAAGAGGAACUGUACCGGAUGAUUGAGGUGCAAUUCACGCCGUUUGACUACACAACUGCAGCGAUGGCACGAUUUGCUGACGCUUCAGAUCCUAACGCACCACCUGGUGCUCCAGGCGAGUGGCAACAGCCACCCCCGGUGUCACAAGACCCCGGCCUCGUCCCAACGAGGUCCUCCAGCAAGCGAGCGUCGUCAAGAAGACGGACGAAAUCGAAAUCCCAGGCGUCGUCCCUGUCCAGCUCCCCACCAUCGAUGCCCUCACACCUACCGCCACCUCCGCCUCCUAAUGGGCCUCCAAAUAUGGGACAGCCAGGACGACAGGUCCCUCUUUCGCCCUACCAAUCAUCCUACUCCCGCUCACACCGACCCACUGGGACACGGAAGGAGUCCAUCGGAGGUGGAAUGCAAGUAGUGCUAGGGGAGACGGGUAGUUGGUCGGAACUGGCCAAGAACGAUACAACCUUGCCUGCGGAUGCUAAGCUGGAGGCAGCCCCCAAGCCGACUGGGAUGCUCUCGUUUCUUGGUCGGAAGAAGGGUAGAGGACAUAGCCCUAAGCCGCUAGAGCGUGGUGUCCUGGUCCACAGUAAUGGGGCUUCUGGGUACAGCGGUGGGACGAGACGAAUUUGA
Messenger RNA from Drepanopeziza brunnea f. sp. 'multigermtubi' MB_m1, 1647 nucleotides. RefSeq lists its product as uncharacterized. The record is from RefSeq and is a predicted model, not a curated record. Gene Ontology annotation, molecular function: protein serine/threonine kinase activity; ATP binding. Gene Ontology annotation, biological process: peptidyl-serine phosphorylation; intracellular signal transduction. Lineage: Eukaryota; Fungi; Ascomycota; Leotiomycetes; Helotiales; Drepanopezizaceae.